AUGACCAGCGUUUCGGAAAUACUGUCGUACGACAAGUCGUCGGCCCAAGACGACUUCUACCAAAUGUUGGGAUGCGACCAGACGUCUACGGUGGAACAAAUAAGCGCAGAAUUCAAAGUAAGAGCUCUUAAGUAUCAUCCGGAUAAAAACUCCGGUGACAAGAAGGCGGAAGAAACGUUCCAGAAACUUAAUGAAGCUAAAGAAACGCUGUGCGAUCCGGAAAAGCGGGCAACUUACGACAAAUGGAAGAACAGCGGCGUUGCCGUUAGCUAUAAAACGUGGCUGAGCAACAAAGAACAUUUCCAACAAUCUAUGCACUGGGCACAAAUGAACACUAAAGACAGAAUGCUUCCGGAAGGCGGUGAAGGGGCUUCGUCUUCAAUGGCGUCCAGGAGAGCAUCUGAAGGUGGAGUGAACUUGGGAGCCAACAAAGUAAAAUGGGACGCAAAAUCUAAUGCAGAUAUUAUCAACAAGUUUCGCAAUUACGAGAUAUAA
Macrosiphum euphorbiae (potato aphid) is the source of this 495-nucleotide messenger RNA. Lineage: Eukaryota; Metazoa; Arthropoda; Insecta; Hemiptera; Aphididae. The record is from the annotation of a GenBank genome assembly.